Pleurotus ostreatus (oyster mushroom) is the source of this 612-nucleotide messenger RNA. RefSeq lists its product as uncharacterized. NCBI's taxonomy places the organism in Eukaryota, Fungi, Basidiomycota, Agaricomycetes, Agaricales, Pleurotaceae. Bases 1 to 612 code for a protein of 203 amino acids. The transcript has 2 exons. The record is from RefSeq and is a predicted model, not a curated record.
AUGCCAACACCCCCAUCUCACCCGAUCGCUCGCUCGCAUGCCGCUCAGUGCUCACAAGCCUCCAAGCCUCCAAUACCCCAGUAUCCUCUUCAAAACCCCAAGUUCACGUCUAUGCCUGCGCAUCGCGAGCAGACUCUCGGUAUUCCACCCUCUAUCCUCCAUCCUCCAUCUUCUACCAUCUUCCAUCCCCCAUCCUCUAUCACCGAUAGCUAUACCUCCGUCACCGAUGCCUCCAUCCUCUAUCUUCCAUCCAUCCUCCAUCAACGGACGACGGAAACGGUUGUGGGACGAAGGAAACGGAAACGCGAUUCGUCUUCACACUACGUCCGAGUUGGAGCGGCUUUGCUGUUCCAUGGAUUCUGCGCGGGUGUGCUAUAUAGCUACGAACACCACGGACACCACGGACAUGACGAACACGAGCGCGGCGUUGUGAAGCUAUGCGAAUGCGAGUUCGUCCGUGCGCGUGACACUUCGAUACUUCGACACUUCUCUCAAAGUUUCAAAAUCUCGAAGUUUCAAAGUCUCAAAGUCUCAAAGUCUCGACGUCCCAUAGCUUCAAACCCCCAACACUGUCUCCCUGUACCGAAGGCCCGAAGCGACCUCCAGUCUUAA